CGCCUGGUCAGUCUGGUGCCUGAGCAGGACGCCGCACAGUUCAGUGGAAUCUCUGCGGCCCUGAUACAGUCGUCUGAGACUGGGGAUGAUGACAUUUCGGGUGCACCUGCGACCCCUGGGGCCGGCCUCUCUGCUCUCAUCCUGCCCUGCACCGACCUGCUGGACACUGUUCAUAUUCGGGCUGACAUUCGCUUUGCCAGCCCGGCCACGUCCGAACAGCGGAGGAUAUUUGCAGAAAAGGUAGGUACCCCUCUGUCGGCCACUUUCUGUAAGUGA
Messenger RNA from Dibothriocephalus latus, 276 nucleotides. NCBI's taxonomy places the organism in Eukaryota, Metazoa, Platyhelminthes, Cestoda, Diphyllobothriidea, Diphyllobothriidae. The record is from the annotation of a GenBank genome assembly.